AAUUAUUGAAUUGAUCAAAAUUAGAAUUUGAAACUUAUGUAAUUAACUUCUUCUGGUUAACCCACGAAAAUGGGAUAGAUUUAUCAUAAAUCUAAUUCAGUUAGCAUAGGGUUAAUUAAGAUGAGACCGCAAAAAGAAUCGAUUGCUGAGCCGUAUGAGGUAGGAAACUCUCAAGUACGGUUCUAAGGGAAGGAAUUGACCCACCUAUUCCAACCGGGGAGAACAGGCCAUUCUGCAGGGUGAUUCUGAAAUUGCGGAGGCUUGGUCCGAUCAAGCUGCUGAGUAUUAGGGUCCCCAGAGUGUGACGUGACGAUCCCCAAGUUGCAGACGAUCCCCAGAGCGUGAUGUGACGACCCCCAAGUUGCAGACGAUGCAAGUUCAAGGCUUCCAUCUACUUCAUCGUCUUUGGCGCGGAGUAAAAGAUAGGUCUCCAAAUCUUGGUUAAAAUCAGACAUGGAGGAAGUUUCCCGACAGGCUGGGUUGAAGAUUAUGUUGGUGGUGGAUUUGAUGUUAGGUUUAUAGACAAAGAGGAUCUGAGCAUAGAAAGAUUGAUACAUGAAAUUAGUGCAAUUGGGUAUAACAAUGUCAACGGCUUGUUGUACUGUGUUCCUGGUGCAAGGGUUGCAAAUGGUGGAUUGAGGUCUCUAAAUGAUGAAGGUUCCUUAAUUGAAAUGCUAGAACAUGCAGAAAGGGUGAAGGCAAUUGAAAUUUAUGUUGAUCAUGCCAUUGAUGAACCUACAGAAGUUAUUAUAGAAGAUUAUGAUGUGUUGUUGUUGGAAGAUGUGAGUCAACCAAUUUCUGAAUCACAAACUCAACCAGUUGAAGCACAAGAAGAUAUGCAAAUGCCACAAGCGACCACUCCUAAAAAGAAGGGGACAAUAGCAGGACCCAGGAGAUCAACACCCAGGAAAGCCACUGUUAGUGCCAAUGAGAAACGAACACCCAAGAAAGCAACACCCAAGAGGAAGGUAACAUAUCCUUCAACCUCCAGGAAGAAACUAACACCCAGGAGGGCAACCAAGCUGUCAACCUCCAGUGAAACCCUGCCACAACAAGUAUCAACUGCCUCAACCUCUUUAGAUGAACUGUCAACCAAGCAGUCAAGUCCAUCUAGUGAUAGUGACGACUCUCUGGAGGAUGAGAAUUACAGAAUUGAUCCAAGGGAGGCAUUUGUAGAUGAUGACUUUGAUGAAGAUGAACUAUUUGGUGAGUUUAGCAAUAAUGGCAAGGGGGAAAAAAAGAAGAAUGUGCAAGAGAAAGAGGAUGACGGUGCCUACAGUGAACGUGGAGGGCAAUGAGAGUUGGCCUGAACCAAAUAAUGAACCUAGGGAGGUAGUGAAUGUGGAGGGAAAUGAGAGUGUGCCUGAACCAAAUAAUGAACCUAGGGAGGCAGUGAAUGUGGAGGGUAAUGAGAGUGUGCCUGAACCAGGCCAGGAAGAUAGGGAGGCAGUGAAUGAGGUUGACGGUGCCCACAAUGAUGAUUCCUUUCAAGAUGCUAUAUGUAGUGAAGAUGAUGAACUGAAUGAGAUUAGGCAAUGCAAUAAGGAGGUUCUAAGUCAAGAGAUGGGCAACAUUGCUUUAAACUCUGGUGCAGUACUGGGGGAGGGUGUUGAUGCAGGUAACUCCAUUCAAUUUAACGCUGUUAGACCCCCUUCGAGUGGUUAAUGCUAGUGUACAAACAUCACCUCAUGAAGGAGUGCAUUCAAGAGCUGACAACACAGUUGAUGAACCUGGGCCAUCAACCACUGAACCACAGCAACAGUCAUGGCCAGAUUUUUGUACAAAUUAUGAUAGUGGAUAUGAAUCAGAUCCUAGAUCAAGUGGUGAUGAAGGUCCCAUAAUGGCAAGUGAUGACGAUGAAACUCUUGUCCAAAGUUUACAAAAAAAAAGUAGCAAAGCUCAAGUAUCCAUUUUUUAAUGAAGAAGUUGAGAUGAAAAAUGUUAAAUUGAUAGUAGGAUUAAAGUUCACGUCAAGGGAAAUAUUAAAGGAAGUAAUAUUGAAUUACUCCAUACAAGAACACUAUGACAUUGUUUAUGAAAAAAAUGAUAAAAGGCAGUUGAAUGUGAAUUGUGCACUCUAUCAUUGGCAGCUAAAUGUUACACCAUGUCGUGAUGGUGCUAGUGCUUGGAAAAUCAAUAGUAUGCACCUUUAUCAUACUUAUAGCAGGACAUUCAAGAAUAGGCUAAUCACUGAAGGUUGGCUUGCAGAAAAAUUUAUUGACAACUUUUUGAGGGAUCCUAAGUUCAAGCCCAAAGACAUGAAAGCAGAAAUGCAAAAACAAUAUGAGAUCAUAGUGGAUUUAAUGAAAUGUAGGAGGACAAAGAGUAGGGCUUUGAAUGCAGUAGAUGGUUUGUUUAAGAAGCAAUAUGGCGUGUUAAAGCCAUACAUGAGAGAGCUCUUAAGGAGUAAUGAUGGAAGUACAUGCAUUCUGAAGGUCACAAAUCAAAGUGACUCGUCAGAAUCAGGGGUCUUUCAAAGAUUCUACGUGUGCUUUGCAGGUAAAGUUCAAGUGUUUGUUAGAAAAUUUUGAAGUUUUAUCAAAGCUUGUACGUGCAUGUUUUUUAGGCCAUACUGAAUUCAUUCCUGUGUUCUUAGCCAUGAAAAGUGGGUUCGCCAACAAUUGUAGACCUAUAUUUGGACUUGAUGGAUGCUUUCUUAAACAUGCAUGUGGUGGGCAAUUGUUAAGUGCCAUGGGGAGAGACGACAAUAAUUAGAUGUGGCCAAUUGUGUGGGCUGUUGUGGAGGCUGAAACCAGGAGCUCUUGGGUAUGGUUUAUGAGAAUCUUAUCUAGUGAUCUCAACAUGGGAGAGGAAGAGGGAUGGACAGUAAUUUCAGACCAACAAAAGGUAAGGAUCAAUUUCAUGUCAUAUUCAAUUUAAUCUCUAUCUAGGCUACAUGUUUACAUAUCUGGGCAUGUUUUUUUGUUUAACUAUGGUUUAGUUCCAGCUAUACAUGAAGUUUGGCCCCAAGUGGAGCAUAGGCAAUGUGCAAGACACAUUUAUUCCAAUUGGAGGAAAGCACAUACUGGAAGAACUCUUCAAAAACAAUUUUGGUAUUGUGUGAAGGCAACCUCCAUGGGGGAUUUCCCAGGAGAGGCUGCCAAACUCAAGGAUUACUCUCAAAGGGCAUACGACGACUUCAUGGCAAGAGAUCCUCACACCUUUUGUAAGUCUCAUUUUAAAUGUCAUAGCCAAUGUAACAGUGUUGACAAUAAUAUGUCUGAAACCUUCAACUCCUUCAUCCUUCUUGUAAGAUACAAGCCAAUAAUUUCUAUGCUAGAAGACAUUAGACUUGCCAUGAUGGAUAGGAUGCAGUUAAAAAGGAAGUUGAUUACGCAAUUUGUGGGGGAGGGUGUUAAUGCUAGUGUACCAUCUAAAAGUGAGGAAAAAGGGGAGACCAAAGGGAAGCCUGAACAAAAUUAGAUGUGGUGACAUGCCUCCAAGCAAUGCUCCAACGCCAACAUCCAUUAUCCUUGGAAGAAUAAGCAAAACUCCAACAACCAGCGUUGAGGCAGGAAGAGGUAGAGGAGGGGGAGGGAGAGGAAGAGGAAGAGAUAGAGGGAGGGGUGGUCAAUUACGGAUGCCAGAAGGGUUUGGUUUAUGGCAAGGACCACAAGGGGAAAUAGCAUUUAGAGCUCCUGGUGACAGUCAAGAAAAUGUGAUACAUUUGACACCUAAUGCUCCAUCCUCACAUAGUGCACCCUCUCAGGAAUGAGAGUGUAAUUAACUGCAGUAGAUAACUAGUGUUUUGUAUUUGGGACAAAGUUGUUAAUGUCUGGUUAAUGUAUUUUGGGACAAAGUUGUUAUUUGGUAUUUUGUGUUGAGACGUGUUGAUCAGUUCUAUGUGGACAUGUU
Molecule: messenger RNA, 3855 nt
Organism: Asparagus officinalis (garden asparagus)
Lineage: Eukaryota; Viridiplantae; Streptophyta; Magnoliopsida; Asparagales; Asparagaceae
Exons: 2
Coding region: 672-1298 (208 amino acids)
Source: RefSeq, a predicted model, not a curated record